This is a messenger RNA of Aspergillus pseudotamarii, 1008 nucleotides long. RefSeq names its product DUF3712 domain-containing protein. The record is from RefSeq and is a predicted model, not a curated record. Lineage: Eukaryota; Fungi; Ascomycota; Eurotiomycetes; Eurotiales; Aspergillaceae. The transcript has 4 exons. Gene Ontology annotation, cellular component: fungal-type vacuole membrane. The coding region runs from base 1 to 1008 and encodes 335 amino acids.
AUGUCGAACGACAAGCCUGAAGUUACUGAGGUAGGCAUGGUGACCUCACCCACUGCCACAAAGCCUAGCUUCAAAACUCGCGUGGCGGCCCAUUUCAAGAAAUGGUGGUGGGCGCACCUCAUCGCAUUCAUUGUAGUCGUGCUCGUUGUGGCUCUUCCAGUGGUAUAUGUCGGCUAUCCGAACAUCGCACAGGGCGACAUUAACGACUCGAAAUUGGAAGUCAAGUCGAUGACGAUCAGUGAGCCGACACCGAAUUCGUUCCAUGUGGACCAGGAGCAGGUCAUCUGGACGGACAGCAUGUAUCACCCAACCAUCUAUAGCUUUAACGCAAGUGUUAGCCUGCUUGGCGCAGCCCCGUUCGCCAUCGCGACCAUUCCGCAACUCAAAGCGACGGAUGGGGUCGAAGUGCAUGUAGACCAGCACCUAGACUUGACUGAUGUGUCUGCAUUUGGCGACUUCGCCAUAGCGGUGAUGCAAAAUGAAUAUCUCGGCCUCAAUGUUUAUGGGAAGCCGGACUUGAAGCAGUCAGGUUUGCACAAAAUCAGCGUGACGUAUAACCACACCGCUACUAUGAAGGGCCUUAACAAGCUAAAGGGAUUCUCGCUGUCUGGCAUGCAUCUUAGUACGAAGGCAUCCGACGGAACGAACACUGAAGGACAGGUUCUGAUCCCCAACCCGUCGGUGAUGACGAUCAGCUUGGGCAAUGUGACCCUUGAUCUCUCCGUGAAUGGAACCGCCAUUGGCACAUCGUACAUCCAGGAUCUGGUAUUGAAACCUGGUGAUAACAAAUUCCCCAUGAGAGCCAAAGUGGACCAACUGGCCAUCAUUGGUAUGAUGUCGAAAUAUCCCGGUACGGUUGUCCCCGUGGAUAUCACGGGCUCCGAGACCAACUCGAGCGUGUACGAUGGCCAGGCUCUUCCAUACUUCUCGAGGGCUUUGGCAUCGAACAAGCUACGGGUUGAUCUGAACAUUACCGAGGUGGUUGGUUCGAGCUCGGGUUCGAGCUAA